CUCUACUUCUUCAUCGCUUCUCUUUUUCAUUUUAUUGCAAUUAUAUCAUCAAAGUAAGCAUAUGUAAUCAGUACCUCCCAUUGUAGUGGCAAAAAACUACAUGUUUCAUACAAAAUCAUGCAAAAAACUUGUAUAGCUGAUAUUGGUUUCUAUUAUAUCUCACUCUAAUAUGCAUUAGCAACUCCACAGCAUACAGAAUGCGUUCCAAAUACAGUUUGGUUGCACUUUUCCUGUUACUUCUCCACCCUGUGGUUCUCUCAGGACCUACCAAUGGGAUAAUUAGAUUUGGAUUGAAAAAGAACAAAUUUGAUGAAAGCAAAAUUCUCAAAGGACAUAUUGGUGAAGAAGGAACAACAUUGAGAGAUGAAAAUUCUGAUGAUAUAAGUAAUAUUCGGUUAAAGAACUACAUGAAUGCUCAGUAUUUUGGCCAGAUUGGUAUUGGUACUCCUCCUCAGAAAUUUACUGUUAUAUUUGACACUGGAAGUUCCAAUCUUUGGGUGCCUUCUUCCAAGUGUUACUUUUCAGUUGCUUGCUAUUUGCACUCAAGAUACAAGUCAAGCCAAUCUGGCACCUACAAAAGAAAUGGGUCAUCAGCUGAAAUCCAUUAUGGAACUGGGCAAAUUUCAGGUUUCUUUAGCCAGGAUCAUGUCAAGAUUGGAGACUUGAAUGUUUAUGGCCAGGAUUUUAUUGAAGCAACAAGAGAACCUAGCCUCACAUUUUUGGCAGCCAAAUUUGAUGGAAUUUUGGGGUUAGGAUUUCAAGAGAUAUCUGUUGGAAAUGCUGCUCCCAUCUGGUAUAAUAUGGUACAUCAAAAGCUUGUAGCAGAACCAGUAUUUUCAUUCUGGUUAAACCGCAAUACUGAUGAGGAACAGGGCGGAGAGAUUGUAUUUGGUGGAGUUGAUUCAGAUCAUUACAAGGGUGAGCACACAUAUGUCCCAGUUACUCAUAAAGGCUAUUGGCAGAUUCAAAUAGAAGACGUUCUAAUUGAUAAUUUAACAACUGGAUUUUGUUCUGCCAAGUGCUCCGCAAUUGUUGAUUCUGGAACCUCUUUGUUGGCUGGUCCAACGGGUGUCAUUGCUCAAAUCAACCAUGCAAUUGGAGCAGUUGGUCUUGUGAACCAAGAUUGCAAGGCAGUGGUUGCUCAAUAUGGAAAAACCAUAUUAGAUAAGCUGAUAAAUAAGGCUUUGUCACAGCAGAUUUGCUCUCAAAUUGGUUUGUGUGCUUUUGAUGGUACUCAAGGUGUAAGUAAGGGAAUCCAGAGUGUGGUUGAUAAAAACAUAGGAAAGACAUCUUAUAGUUUGAAUGAUGCUGGAUGCACGGCUUGUGAGAUGACUGUGGUAUGGAUGAAAAAUCGUCUACGAUUAAAUGAGACAGAAGAUCAAAUCUUAGCAUAUGCCAAUUCGCUGUGUGACAUGCUUCCCAGUCCAAAUGGAGAAUCAACUGUUGAAUGCAGUACUUUAUCAAAGAUGCCUAAUGUUUCGUUCACCAUAGGGGGAAAAGUGUUUGAGCUUUCCCCGGAGCAGUAUAUUCUUAAAGUGGGAAAAGGAGCCACAGCACAAUGCAUCAGCGGAUUUAUAGCAUUAGACAUUGCUCCUCCUCGUGGACCUUUAUGGUUGUUUUUUUAAUAACCGCAAUUGGGUUGGCACCACCAUACACCAUACAUACAAUAACGGAACUUGAAAGCAAACAUGAAAUGAAGGUUCAUUCCUUUUUGUAUUCUAUUCUUCUACUACACACUUUUAUCUCCUGCCUCCACCUUCUUCAUCAUUCCACCACACCUCUUUCCCCCUUCUUUUCCCACUUUUUUCAGUCUCACAAACAAAGCAACAAUGCUCAAUCUUCAAAUCACAACAAUCUCAUUAUCUACAUUUUUAUUUUAUUUUAUCAUAUUUUAGUUUUCUUUCCUUUUU
Vigna angularis (adzuki bean) is the source of this 1910-nucleotide messenger RNA. RefSeq names its product aspartic proteinase. The record is from RefSeq and is a predicted model, not a curated record. Gene Ontology annotation, molecular function: aspartic-type endopeptidase activity. The transcript has 13 exons. The coding region runs from base 198 to 1625 and encodes 475 amino acids. Gene Ontology annotation, biological process: proteolysis; lipid metabolic process. Lineage: Eukaryota; Viridiplantae; Streptophyta; Magnoliopsida; Fabales; Fabaceae.